AUAUUGAACUGUUACAAGUUGUAGAAUAACAACAAGAUAUUUCUUGUUUUUGUUUCUUUUUUUUUAGGUAUUAGUUGGUUUCGAGACUUUAGGUAUGAAUCUGAAUAGGUGCUAUGUCAGAACAAAUUUCCAGUUUAGGUAAAACAAGGAAAAAACGCGGCAUUAAAAGGCCGUUGGCUAAAACCCCAUAAGCUAAGCUCCGCCUGAAUAUAGAAAAAAAUUCAAUAGUACAGUAGGGCGGAACGGAAAGAAUUACUUAAAAACUCAAUGCGAGACAGCGCGUAACGCGGAACCGUAAGAGCGAGCGAGACGGGGCGAAUAAGAAAAAAAUUGGAAAGAACCCAUUCUUUUCUAUUUCCUCCCUCACUAAUAGCGGCUUAGAAAAAAUCGUGCCACCCGUCCCGUUCUAACGCAGGGCGGCAAGCGGCCGGGUCGGGCGACAGAGAGGGGCGACCCUCGCUCGGUGCCCUUUUUAAUAGUUGUUAUUUCGUGCGAGGCCCGCUCGGUCACUCGCACGUGGCCGCGUCCGUCUUUUCCUUGACCGGACACAUUUUUCCGCGGAAAAAACGCGGAGCGCGUGCGCCCAGGCUCGGUGGGGAUGUUCUUCGCCGCGUCUAAGGCGCCGGGGGAGCCGGGGGCGGCGCCGCGUCUUGCUAGUUGGAGCGGCGUCUUCGCGAGGCGCGCGCGUCCGCCCCUCCCCGCAAGAAAGCGUCGCGGCGCUAAGUUUUCCACCAAGAAGUUAGUCGUCGCCCGCCCGCGCCUCAAGGAGGUCCGCUACCGCGCUAACCCUCACCCGUUGCAGGUCCGCGCCGCAUGAGCCGACCCACCCGCCCGGACCCUCAAGCUGGAAUUCAUGUUGAAGUACUUCAAUGAGAACAUCUCCCUAGCGCUCCAGGAGAGGUACAGGGACCUCCAUGAGUAUCGCAAGGAGGUAGAGGACUCACCGCGGGAGGCCAAAGUACCGAAAAUAGCGGAGGAGGGCGAGACGGUCGGCGGCGAGGGCGCGUUCGAGGCUAGCGCCGCGCCGCCGUUCCCGCGCCUCCUGGAGCCGCCCAAGGAGGACCCCUCGGACAGCUUCGUGGCCAGCUGGUUGCACAACUCCUUCAAGAUGACGGCAGCCGACGGCGGCGAGGCGGCCAGCGGCAGCGCGCUGGACCUGCGGGCUGCGCCGCUGUCGCUGCACAUCCCGGCGCUGCAGCCCGACGCGCAGCGCGGCUUCAAGAUGGACUUCUGGCCCCGCAGUCGGCCAGCCUCGCCGGAGCCGCCCGCGCCAGCGCCGCCUUCGCCCCCGCCGGCCACGCCGACCGCCAAGCUGCCUGGGGAUAAGCUGGUGCCGGACAUGCAGCAACAACAGCAAUCACCUUCAGCGGACUCGACAAUGAGCGAGCGGUCUCUAGUUCCAUUUGCACUGCCUCCUCAACACUCACCAUCAGGAGAACCGCCGGUGGGCGACCGCAACUCCAUGUUGCCCUUCGCACUGGUAAAUUUCCUGAAUAGCCUCAAUAUCGAUCAACAAGCGAGAUCCGGGCAGAGCAUCAGCGAGCGAACGCUGGAAGAAUGCUGGUCGACACUUCAGCGAAUCUUCAUGCACAAGAACGCAAUGCAAAUGCACGCGCGCGAACUCCAGCGCGGCCUGGGCGGAGAGGUGAAGCCUCACCAGUGCCAGCAGUGCCUCAAGUCGUUCAGCUCUAACCACCAGCUGGUGCAGCAUAUCAGAGUGCACACUGGCGAGAAGCCUUACAAAUGCUCCUACUGCGACCGACGGUUUAAGCAGCUCAGCCAUGUACAGCAACAUACGCGCCUUCAUACAGGUGAACGUCCAUACAAGUGCCAUCUGCCAGAAUGUGGGAGGGCUUUCAUACAGCUGUCCAACCUCCAGCAGCACCUGCGGAACCAUGAUGCCCAGGUAGAGAGAGCCAAGAAUAGACCCUUUCACUGUAAUAUAUGCGGAAAAGGGUUCGCCACUGAAAGUAGCUUGCGAACACAUACGGCCAAGGAGCUUCAGCUGCACCUUGGUGUUUUGCAGCAACAUGCGGCCCUCAUGAUAGGAGGCGCCGCUGCCACUCCUUGCCCAAUAUGCCACAAAGUCGUUUUCGGUGGCGAAGCCCUAGUCGAACAUAUGAAGAACACGCAUAAGGAUCCAAAUGCGUCCGGCGUUGCGAGUCCCCCCGCCACAUCACCGUACCCGGCGCAAGCUAAACCACCUGUUGAUCCUUAUAUAGCGAAGCGGAGGACUGCGAACCACCCCUGCCCGGUUUGUGGGAAGCAUUACGUCAACGAAGGUUCCCUCAGGAAGCACCUCGCCUGCCACCCUGAGACCCAGCUGACGAGUGGACUCCGAAUGUGGCCGUGUUCUGUGUGCCAAGCUGUGUUCACUCAUGAAAGUGGUCUCCUGUCCCACAUGGAGCAUAUGAGAAUGGAGCCGAAACACCAGUUCGCCGCGCAGUACGUGCUCUCCCGAGCCGCGGCGGAGAGACGGGAGAGAGACAUCCUAGCCGCUGUAUCCGCGUCCGCCGGAGGAUCCGGCCUCCUCAAUUUAGCUCCUCCAUCACCAGCGCACUCGGACUCUUCAUCCAACGGCCGGCUCUCAUCAUCAGCUGGCUCCGAAGCUGGCACUGCGGUGAACAAACUCUCCGAUCUCCUCCGAUCAGCAAACAACGGGCAUCAAGCAUAUGGAGACGAAAGGGUGGCAGCGAUAGCAGCAGCCGCUGCCAACAUGAUGGCUCAGCCAGGAGAAGGAGCCAACGCUGUGCAAGUCGCCGCUGCGAAUUUAGUUACAGCCAUGCGCCAGCAGCUAGCGAGGGAACCACCCGCGCAACCACCUCCAGAAACACCACCGGUGGCCACCGAAGCGGCGCUGAGAAUCCAACAAGCGGAAGCUUUGCUGCGAAGUCAGGCUGAAGCGUUGCGGCUAGCGGUUUCCCAGGCAGCAGCGGCCCACAGCAACGAGAGCCCGAGCCCCUUGAGACACAACGGAGGCUUUCCGCCAGCGAACGACGCGAGCGGACAACUAUCGCCAGAACUAGUCGAGGCUUUCAGAAUUGCACAGGAACAGCGGUUAGAGCAAGCUCUGAGGUUGCACGAUCCGAGGAUGCUCGGAUUCAAUCUGCCGUCGCCGGUCCAACAAGCGGCGCAACAGGCCGUCGCCGCUCAAGCAGCGCAAGCGGCUCAAGCGGCUCAAGCGCAGGCUCAGGCCGCUCAAGCAGCUCAGGCCGCUCAGGCUGCGCAGGCGGCUCAGCAAGUGGUCCAGCAGCAGCAGCAAAUGCACCAAGCGGCUCAAGCGGCGCAAGCGGCUCAAGCAGCUCAACACGCUGCCCAGCAAGCGGCGCAGCAAGCGGUCCACCUCCAACAGAACCCUCAGCCAUGAAAAUUCAGCUAUUACUAAUCCGACGCGAUUUCGGCUCUUCGACUUUUGUUAGCAAAAAAACCAAUUAUCAAACCGAUUUUGAGUUAUUAACUACUUUCGUGAUGUGGAAAAUUCAUUAUUUUCAACGGAGCGUGUUAAGAAAUCGCCUCUGAUUAGUGAUUGAGUUGUUACAACAGCCACGUUUUUUUGUAUGGUGUAACGUUUUUUUCGUUUUUUACGUUGGCCGAAUAAAUAAUGAAACUUUAGAUAGAACUAACUGUUGUAAAUAAAAAACGUUUAGUGGAAGGUGAAAAAAAAUAAAUUUCUCUGUAAAUAUAAUAAAAAGUACCUUUUAAAAAUAGUUGAAUGAACAAAUUGGAACAGAAACUCGCCCGAACAAAUUAAUAAUUAGAUUUAGAUAGGAUUGCCACAAGUCCUAGUUUUUUUUUUGUGACAAUUCUGAAGGGUAGGAUUUGAGAAGAAAACUAUAAUAAUUUAAAAUAUGUUUCUUUUAAAUAAUAUCUAAAACCUUUUAUUUAAACUGGAAAUUAGAAGCUAAAAAUAAAAACCUUGAUAAAAUUUAUGGAAAUUGUGAUUUUAAUUAUGUCUUUUUUGGAUAGUAGGCAUAGUUUAGGAGUGUUUAAGCUAUCCUGUCAAAAAACUCGGACAUGGCAACCCUAGACGUAGAGGAUAUUAAAUGAUAAUAAUCUGUGCAAUCUUCAAUAAACAUUUGUUUGGUUGUUUGAGUGAAUUUAUUAUUGUGGAAUAAAAAUAUUUAUUUUUUAUUAGCUUUAUCACAGAACAAUGUAUUUUUUAGCUUAGUACAAACUUUUGGAUGUGCCAAACGGUUUUAAGCACGUUUUUUCGCAUUUAGCGAACCCUUGCAAUACUUAGAUGCAUUAAGUUCCCAAUAUAUUAUUAUUCUUUAGAAAAAUUCUAUAAAAUAAGAUAUUAACGUCACGGCUGCCGUGAAAUAUAAAAUAAAUCUACAUUUUACUCUUUAUUAUAAGUUAUUUGUUAUAUUUUAUUAACAAAACAAAUAAUUUUUAGUAAAAUUUUUGCCGUGACGAUAUUAUUUUAUCUGUUUUUUGUUUUGCAAUAACACUUCUCAUGCUAGUCAAGUUUUGAACGCACAAAAUGUUCUAUUUUAUGUUCAUUUUCCAAAUUAUUUUUACUUUAUUUUAAAUUUUGUUUUCCAUAUUUUUAUUAUUAAUUUUUGUUCUUGGCUUAUAAUUUUAUUUUUUUAAUGCCAUAUUAGUAAUAAUUAUUGUAAAUACGUAGACGCGUUAGAACAAUGUUGAUGCUUCUGUUUUAUUUUAAUAUAACAAUAUUAUUUUAUUAAUAUGUUUAACGUAAGAUUUAUUAAUUUUGACGGAAAAAUCAAAUUAUUUACACUACGAUUUUUUUGUAUAGUUGUAAAUAAAAAAAAAAUAUAUUGACGAAUUAUGUUUUUUGUCAGAAGACUGCAGUUAUUUUUUCUUUUACUUUUCUGUAAAUACGUGAUUGUUUUGUAAUGAUCAUGGUAUAUAUCAAAAUAGCGAUUAUUCACUGAACCAACGAAUACGCGAGGCGUCUGCCGACGAAUACCGAAUAGGACAGUCGAAUACCGAGACCUUUUUCGACGAAUACAGUCUUGAAUGUACGAUUAACACGAGACAUUCUUUUUUUAAGCACGGACUUUGACACAGCCCAAAUACAUUCAUAUUUAUUUUGAUUUCUUCAAUACAUUUAAUAAUACUUAAACAAUAGCCCGAAUAAUAAUCAUUUUUACAAUGAACAAAGUAUUACGCUUUUGCCAACAGCGUAAUAAUGGUAUACAGUUGCCCAAACAGUAGUUUUAUAGUUCAAAAAAGUUGCAAAAUCGCUUCAAUUUUUACAAAAACAAAAAAAUCUAAAGAAAAAAUGAAGCGAUCUUGCAAUUUCAAUAAGAAUGUCAAGUGUUGCCGAAUAUUAAUUCUUUUAAUAUUAUCAUCUUGUAUUAUAAUUAAGUAUCGAUUUGUGCGUACAAAUACGUCUGUAUACGGGUUUGGCUCACGAAUACAUCUGUGUACACAAAUACGUGUAGGUGUGUUAUCCCACGAAUACCGUACACGAAUUUGUUCGUACGAAUCGAGUUAUACUAUAAUCGUAACAUAGGUAAUGUAUUGUAAGCUGAUUUUAAUGUACGUAAUGAUUUCAUUCUUGAAUUAAUAUUGGUAUCUCAACGGCAAUGGACAUACGUGAAGUUGCCGUCACGGGGUGUCAAUGUACAUAGAAAAAAAAUCACAUGCAAUAGCCCAAAACUCGUUUUUACGUUAACGUCUUGAGAUUUUGUUAACGAAGGUGAAUAUUUUCGAAAAUAUUUUUUUCAAUGUUACAAGUAUUUAAUUUAUGAAAUACAAAACUUUUCGGCGAUUUUAUUGUUAUAAUUUGGUGUGGAAUGGACAGUUUUUCGUGUAAGGUUACCCGAUGAUGAUUAAGUUUUCUAGGAAACGUGAGAAAAAUCACACUCAUUUGGACGCAAAACAAACUUUUUCGACUGAAUAUAUUAUUGUUAUAUUAUACACACACAAAACGAAAAAAAAUGACGGAAAUUUCGAACCAUCGCAAAUGAACAAAAAAAAAAACAAAUUAAGUGGACGGAUCGCUAUUUAUGUAAAAAGAUAAAAAAAUCCUCAAUAAAUUUUAAUAAUAUAUAAAUAAAUUUAAUAUAACAACAGAAAAAAGUUCCUAUGAAUAUUGUAUAAAUUGUAUUGUUUUAAAUUUAGGUGGUAGUAGAUGGAAAAAUUUAUGGUCGUUUUGGUAUUUUUAAAGUUAUAAAUAAUCCAUCGUGUUUAAGGAACUGACUCGCUAGUGGCGAGUUGUACAAAAGAUAAAAAAGCACGGAUCAUGUAUCCUAAAUCUAGAUUUUUAGAGCAAGAGUUACGUUUCCAAGAAAGUGUUCAUGUCUUUGGACUGGCUCAGAUCUUAGUGCCGCCCUCUGUAUGUUCUUGGUGCAGUAUUCAUGAUAAAAACACCAAAAUUCAUAAUAAAAUACACAAAUAUUUUUUACGUGACAACGUUUUAUAAUUCGAUGGAGCCGACUGCACACUCGAAAAAAGAUGACGUCAUACGUUGUUCCCUCGUUCUAGGGUUGCCAACUUUUUUUACAUGAAAUAAAGUAUAUUCUGGUCUAUGAAGAUUAUUAAACAGUAUUUUAGAAAAACGAACAUUUUCUUUUGAAAAAUGCAACAAUUCCAUCAGUAUUUUCUCAUGACGUUGUCACGUUCAACUAUCGUCAGUAACCGACUUUACAGACAACCGAUUUUUUUUGUUGUAAAAAACUAAUGUUUUUCAUCUUAUUUAGGCAAAAUCAGGGUAAAUGUACUUUGAUAUUUAAAAUUAUGUAAUAUUUAAUUUUAACUAAAAAUAACAAAAACUGUUUGUAUAACAAAAUUCCAAACUUCAGUUUAUUUAUAUUAGGUAAAAAUUAGAAUUUUAAUAAAAAUAUUUCAAAUAAAAUAUUUAAACAGAAAACUGUAAGAGAUAAAUAACAAAUAAAAUUAUGAAUACUUCUCCAGUUUAAUAGAUCGCGAUGUAACCUAAAAUCUGAGUCGUCCCUUAUUGUCCACAUUUUUGUCACACACGAAGUUAUUGUAAAAAAAAUCAAGUAUUUUCGAGAUAAUAAAAUUUUAAAUAAUAGAUAAGAGUUUUUUUGAAAACUGUCAAAAUGUUAAUAUUAGGAAUCUGCGUGUGCCGACAAAAAUGUGGACCCAAACGUAUUUUCUGUGAUCAUCGAAAUGGGAUAGUUAAUUAAAAAAAAAAACAGGUCGAGUCUGAGAGUUGUCAGAGGUUAUUUUUAAGUUUUGGAGGUUAAAUUUUUUAAUGUUAAAAGGAAAAUAAGGAAAGAAAAUUUUUUCUACAUUUAUUUUACGAUGAGAAUUCCAUAGUUAAGCUGUGUACAUUUAAUAUUAACAAUAAAGCCUAAUUAACAGUAAAGGUGGCGUAAAGCCGCCUGCAAACGUUGUUAAGGAAAAAUAUAAUUGACUUUUUCUAUAACAAUUAAAUUUUUCCUUUACAUUUUAGUAUCAAUAGUACAGGAUUCUGUUAAUGUCACAAUGCGAUACGGAAAACCGUUAUUUGAUACGAGUUUUCAAUUUUCAAAAUGCGCUGUUGGUAUGUUUCUAUUGAGGAAUGGAUAUGACACUUACAAAUAAUAUGUUGUAGUUUAAUUGGCACUUAAUGUUUACAAUUUAAUAAUUGUUUUACCAAUUUUGUUACUAGGAAUAUAAGUUGACAGCCAUUACAACUGAAUAACAUUCGUUGACGUCAUACAAUUAUUAAUUGUCACAAUAAGGAACAGUGAGAGUCAGUGAGAUAUACUAAAAUAUUUUUUAUUAAAAGUAAAAAUACAUGUUUCGGACAAACAAAAAUUAAGUACUUAAAAAAUAUUAUCAUUACACACAGAAAUUAAUGACUACUUAUUUUAUAAUAAAUAUAAAAACUUUGUCAAAAUACUUAGUUCCCAAAAAUAUAAAAUACAAAAAAUAAUUAUAGUUCUCACAUUAUUGGAUAUUCAGUAUGACGUACGCAAAAUAUUUCCAGUUGUUUUGUUUUCCAAAAAAAUACCUAGAUAAAAUCUAAUAUUUUUUGUGGAAAAAAACAUGGAAAACUACAACAGAACACGGGGGAUUCUAUGAUUAUUUUUAUCAAAAGGAAUCGUUGAAUUUUGUGAAAAAUAAUUUUAGCGCAUCGACAAUUUGACAAUAAUGGCGUAUUAAUUUUGACACUAUAGUCGUAGAAUAACCCCACACAUGUCGCGUUUUCAACUUGCGAUUACAUUACAUUUUUUAUUUCAAGUUAAAAUACAUUAAGGAGUCUGCAUGUUAAAUUCUUAAUAAAAAUAAAUCACACAUUUAAUUUGACACCGCGAGAAUUUAGCGUGCAGGCCGCCUAAUGUAGAAUUGUUAAGUUUUUAACAAUGAAUUGCUGUUGAUUUGAAUUACUCAUCCUUAUUAAAUGUUAAAGUUAUAAUUUUCCCGCUUCAUCGUUUCUGUUGAUAUUAUCGGCUUGUUUUAACAAUAUUUAGCCAAAUAUACAUUUAUUAAUCGUAACUUAAGUAUAGACAGGAUAGCCAGGUUUUCAAUUCAUAACUCAAAUAGUAGUAAUUUCAUAUAUCUUAUAUUGUAAGUUAGCAUAAUUAAUGUAAUGUAAUUCAGGACUCUUUUAUAAAAUUACAAGGGAGAAAAAAAUAGAAAGGAGUAUUUUUUAUAAUCGGGUCCGUGAGUGAUGUGUAUUGAGCAUAAAAUAUCAAGAUUCCGAAAUGCUUAGUCCACAUUGCUAACAAAAUGUAGUGAACAACGAAGAAAAAUACAUAAAUACCAAAAAAAAAUAAUUGUACCUAAAAGUACUUAAAUGUAAUAGAUAAUGGAUCUCUUCUAUAUUGGUGUUUACAGGAUACUUUUUUCCAACAUGUUAUGUGUCAUAUCCAUUUUGAAAUAAAGACGUUUUCGGAUUUAAUAUUACAUUAGACGGAAAAUAAUAUUUAUUCCAUUCAAAACCAUCAAAUAAAUUAAUUUUGUUUUUUUUUUAUUUGAAAGGAUAUGGGAACUUUUAGUUCUUAUAAAGUGUUUCCUUUAAAAAAAAAAUUAAAAAAAAAAAGUUCUUUUUAAUUUUUUAAAAAAUAUCGCAGCGUAAACAAAAACAAAAUUAAUAAUUUUGAUCUUGAAAAAUAUAAUGAAAUAUUAAAAUUUAGGUAGCAUUAUUUUUAAUGUUAACUAUAAAAUAUAACAUCCAAAUUACCAACAAAAAUAUUUUUGUGUUUUGAUUACAUUAUGUAAUGCUAUAUUCCGGCUUACCUUCAACUAAACUUAAACUGUUGAUAUUUUAUCUCAGGGGUCUACAUGAAUUAUGCACAUUUCAUAAACCAUUAUUUUCUCUGAUAAUACGAAAUUGAAAAAAAAAUCCAAAAUCCUAAUUUUCACAAACCCUGAAUUAAAAUAUCGAUAAAGAAACGAUCGUUAUUUUUAAUUAAUUAAUUUAUAAUAUCAAAAAUAAACCAACAGCGCAUUAGUUUGUCUAUACAAUUACUCAGUAAUGUCACGUAGGCAUUUACACGUUGUAAGCACAGUCCCAUAAAGCUGUACGUCCACUGGUUCGCGCACCAACAGUGCUAAACAUCUUCAUUUGAUUCUUCAAAGGCACCGCAAAGAUAAAGAAUGACUUUUCAGUUUAUUUAUCACCUAUGAUGUGGGUGAUUAUCAGAAAAUGAGAUUUACAGAGAAAUAGAGCCUUAACAGUUAUUUUUUUGUGUCAAGUCUAGUACUUCUACUUUUAAUCAACCAUUUCGAUUCACUACAAAUGUCCUAAAGAAGACUCGUUAAAUAUUAUGAACAAUUAUUAAUCUCAGUCAAGCUGAGGACCUAUAAUCUAGUAUUCGGAACUCACAAAAAAAAUAAAAACAGGCAACUUAGAAGUUUCUUCUUUUAGAAAAAGUUUAAAAUUGCAGUAAUCAAAGUUAAAUUGGUUACUAAAAAAAAUGAAUAAAUUUACAUUUAACCGUGACAUUUCCACUCUAACCAAGUCUAAAAAAUUAAAACAUGCACGUUUCUAACCGUGACAUAUCCACUCUAACCAAGUCUAAAAAGUUUACGUCAAGUACCUCAAUGUUGGAUGAAAGCCGUAACUCUUUGUUCUCCUUUUCACUAUUUUAAGCUUCAUGUGUUGUAUUUAAACUUCGAAUCACCAAGAUUACAUUAUAUCUUAUUUUCAGUACCUACCUAAUUACAAAAUUUUUGGUAUCUCUACCUAAUGUAGGCACUACACACAAACAUAGUUGCGCGAACAUAGUGGACACACAGCUUUAAGUAAAUUCUUAAUUCUCUGUGAUAUUGAAAUCAUACUUUAAUUUUGACGUCAAAACGCAAUUGCAAACGUCAAAUUUUUAAUAUCAUAGAGAUACCAAUCACAUCGAUCAUAAUAGGUAUUAACGAAAAAAUUAUACUUUUACAACAUUUUUCUAUUAUACUGUGCUUAUUUAUAUUUAUAUAUACACAAAAAAUGCAUUAUAUUUUUCCCCAAUCGGUGAAUUCUAGUCUUAUUUUUUUAUGAAAUUUGUAAUCCUUUAUACCACUAUUGUCGUGUUUUAAUGAUGAAAAUGGAUAAUAAUGGAGUGGGUGCAUUUGUAAACCACGCCACGAUAUGCUACGUCAUGCCACGAUAUACAAUGCCACGCCACGAUUUACUAUGCGACGCCAUGUGUGAUUAACUUUAGCAUAGCAUGGCUUCGAGCGAGGUUUACAAAGAUAACACCAAGUAAUAUUUGUGUAUUUGGAAAAUGCGAAAAUAAUACAUGCGAACACUUUUUGGAUAAAACAAAAAUUGUAUAUUAAAUGUUGUGGUAUCGCAUUAAUUGUAAAUUAAAAAUUCAAAAUUAAGUACCUAACUAUAUUUCGGCGUAUGGAAAUUGUAAAAUUCAAAAAUGUUUAGGCUGUAGUAGUAUAAAAAGUUAGGUAGAAGUCAAAAUUCAAGUUUGGCGUUGUAUUUUACGGUUAUUAAAGAAUAAAAAUUAACAAAAUGUAAAUAAUAAAAGUUUUAGGAAUGUGAUGUGAAGGUAUCAUAUUGUACCUAAUCGGUGUUUUAACCUACGUUUAGGUAACCUACGUCAUACAAUACGUACCUAAGUCACGAGACAAAUACUAAACAAAUGAUAGAAGUCCAUAGUAUAUCACGACAUUCUACUAUGUUUUUGAUUUCGUAUUUUUGUAUAGCGUUAUUUAACAAGUAGUUAUGUUAAAUUAAAUGUAAUUUUUCAUAGUUGCGUUAAUUUUUUUGCGAUGCCAUGUUUUAAUGAUUAUUUUUUUAGUGUAAGCUGCAAUGUGUUUAUUAAAUAUUAUUAUAUUUUUAUAGAGGUUAUUAUUAUUAUUAUUAUUAUUUUUUGUAUUCUACUAGUAGUCAAUGAUACGAAUAUGUAUUUAAUAGUUAAGUUUUAGUGUUGAAUUAUGUUACGCAAUAUUUUUUAAUUUACUACUUUUACUGAACAAAAAAUUAACCCAUUAAUUUGUAACGUUAAAAUUAAUUUUAACAACGGAAAAUGCUUACUGUGUCAUUAAAAUGAGAAUAGUAACUAUUAUUGCCGAAACGGUUAGCUAUAAUUAUUUUAAAAAAUAAAAAGGACGAUUCAUA
Molecule: messenger RNA, 11488 nt
Organism: Bicyclus anynana (squinting bush brown)
Lineage: Eukaryota; Metazoa; Arthropoda; Insecta; Lepidoptera; Nymphalidae
Product: zinc finger and BTB domain-containing protein 24
Exons: 9
Coding region: 854-3367 (837 amino acids)
Cellular component (GO): nucleus
Source: RefSeq, a predicted model, not a curated record